AUGGCAGGAUGUAAAGUAGCAGUUGUUGCUGUCCUUGCCGGCCUUGCACACGGAUGCUCGCGGGCCUACUACGAGGACGCGUCCGGACGAUUCUACACUGGUCGCACGAUGGACUGGAAGGAGCCGACGCAGGAAAAAGUGUGGGUCUUCCCACGGGGAAUGAAACGAGAUGGAGGAGUAGGCCCUGGCUCAUUGGAGUGGACCUCAAAGUGGGGCUCGGUAGCCACGUCUUUUUACGAUAUCGCUUCGGUGGAUGGCAUGAACGAGAAAGGCCUGGUCGCAAACCUCCUCUACUUUGUGGAGUCUGACUACGGCUCUGCAUCGCGUGGAGACCAGAAGAAGCUCUCCGUUGGUGCCUGGCUUCAGUACGUCCUGGACAACUUUGCCACAGUGCAGGAGGCCGUGGACGCUUUGAAGGGAGAUUCGCUGAACAUCAUCUCUCCGACCCUGCCCAGUGGAGAGUCUGCGAGCGGACACAUGUCUAUCUCCGACGCCAUCAAUGGGUCGGCAGUUUUGGAGUACAUCUCUGGGCGCUUGAUCAUCCAUCACAGCUCUCAGUACAAAGUGAUGACCAACUCACCACCAUAUGAUCAGCAACUGGCGCUGAUGGCGUACUGGCAAGGGGUUGGCGGCCAUACGUUCCUUCCGGGAACGCAUCGUGCUGCAGACCGCUUUGCGCGUCUAAGCUACAACCUUGACGCUGUGCCCAAG
Symbiodinium pilosum is the source of this 711-nucleotide messenger RNA. Lineage: Eukaryota; Dinophyceae; Suessiales; Symbiodiniaceae. The record is from the annotation of a GenBank genome assembly.